Molecule: messenger RNA, 3727 nt
Organism: Drosophila erecta
Lineage: Eukaryota; Metazoa; Arthropoda; Insecta; Diptera; Drosophilidae
Product: trithorax group protein osa
Exons: 5
Coding region: 744-2570 (608 amino acids)
Source: RefSeq, a predicted model, not a curated record
UGGCAGUGCGCCCACGUAUCGCGUUUCAGUCUACGUUGGACUUUAGCGCGCGUCGCACACACACUGCGUAUACGUAACGGCGGACUCCGCACCGAACUGAGGCCUCCGUCCGAGUGACGCCGCCGUGCUCCGAUCACUUGGCGUUCUGGGCCGGUCGCUCUUCGAUUUUUCCGCUCGAGCCUCGAAGAGAAAAGUCGGCGGAAAAGUGCCUCACUCUCGGGAACCGUUGUAAACUGCUUUGUGUGGGCACUAGAAUUUCAAAUUUAACGGCUUUUCGUGGUGGAAAAAUAAUUGGGGAAUUUUCAAAUACAAAGGCGAGGCUUAUAAUUACGUCAAAUUUUAAUAGAAACCUGGCGCAGUGAAAGUAUUUGAUACGUGCAAAUCAAAAACUUAAAACAACGGCAAUUUCAUCUGUAUUGCUUAAGUGGAAAAUCAAAUACGACCAAUAAUAUUAACAGGCUUACACCUAUGAUAAGGACGACAAUAAGAAAACUGCAAGUGUGGCGAAAAUUGAUUCGAACAUAAAUAAAGGGCAGCCAAGCGUGGCCAGACAAGGACAACAGAAGCAAGGGAAGCCGAAGGAUUUGUGAUUGGCCGAAACGGCAAAAAUCAAUAAAAGCGCCACAUGUAAGAGGACACCGGGCACAAGCGACAUGGUGGCCAAUCGGCAGGGCAUGGGGCUCACGACUCCUAGCCUCCAGUUGCCGCGGUGGAAUAAGUAACGAGUGGUCCCAGGGAGUAACAUGUCGGAUCGAUAUCCAGCCAGCUUCUACGAUCAGCAUCAUCAGCAUAGUCAGCACCAUCCGCCAUAUCAUCCGCAUCCGACGAUGUCGCACUAUCCGCCGCAGCCCUACAGAUCGGGCUACACCGGCUACCAUCCCUAUGGCUAUGGAUAUGGGUCUUCUGCAGGUGCUUCUUACAUGCCCAACUACUACCGGUACGCUCCGUACGCCUCGCCGCACUAUAGCCAGCACCAUCAGGCGAUGUUCAUGCCGGCUGGCCAGCAAAUAAUCCCCUCCAGCGUGCUGCACUAUCCGCCCAGACCGCAUCCCUACCAGCAGCUACCGCCGCAGCAGCAGCAAUCCCAGCCUGGCUACGAGCCACCAGCCCCCUUGCCAUACAGUUCUUCCGCUUCAUACCAAUCCCGUGGCUUCGGCGGCUUUGCGGGCCCAACGCCCCACUAUGCGCCACCUGGUAGGUCCUCCACGCCAGCUCCAAAUCGCACUGUGCUGCCACCCAGCUAUCUGGAACCGCUGCGCAGCUACAGCGCCGAGCAGCAACACCACAGUCAGCAGCAGCAUUUGAGCCAACAGCAGCUGCAACAUCACCCGCUGCCUGGAACCCCAAAGCUCGAGGAUCCGGAUGUCGAAGUGGAGGCGGUUGCCGAGUCACCCGCUCAGCGGCUGACCACUUCGCCGCCCAUGAUCAGUGCCACCGGAACGGACAGCGGCAUCAGCAAUUGCAGCACGCGGGCCAGGAGCGACAGUAGCCAGAGCACGCCCGUCUACAGUGGAGACUAUCCGGUUAACAUGUCCGUGGAGUCCGCCUCCUGUGUGCCCUAUCACUGUCCGGCGGAUGCGCGGGACUACGAGGAGGAGGAGCACCAGCCCCCGGUGACGUCGGAAGCGAGAAGGGUGGACACUCCGCUCGAUAUUACCGAUGACAUAAGCGCCACGUCGCCAGUGGCCGCUGAUAAGGUGAAGCCCACAGCGCCCACUCCAUCGGAAGUUGUCAAGCGUGCGGAAACUAAUUUGCAGCCGGACUCAUCAGCAACCUCGGAUGCGCCGACGACGCCGCAGGAUACUAGUGGUGAUCCAAUAAUCGAGGCGGCCGACGAGAGGCCAGGACAUGCGCGACAGCAGCCACAUCCUGUGACGAACAACUGGAGUCCAAAGCCGCGGCGCCCGCGCACUCCGCCGGCACCACAGAACUCGCCCAUUGGUUUUGCCCAAAAUGCGAGUGUGCCACCCGCCUUGGCUCACCUGCUGCAGCAGCAGCAGCAGCAACAGCAGCAGCAGCAACAUCAGCAGCAGGCUAGCAACCUCAAGCGAUGCGCCACAUCUGGAAAGAAUCGCAGCAGCAACAAUCGCAUCAUCGAGUGCGAUCUCAUUCCGAGCAAGAAAUCAAAACGGAAGUCGGCCAAAAAGGAAGUGGGGGAGAGCGAGAAUAUGGAGGCUGUGGAGCCGAUUGUUAGGGAACAAAUUAGGGACAUCAAGCCUUUACCGGGAUUCCUGCAGGCCUUUGGCUCCACCGGAAUAGGUCGCUUCUCCGAGCGUUUCCUGCAAACACCGGAAUCCCUAGUGGAGCGAUUAGCAGAGGAAUAUGCAGGCAGUGCACCCAACAACUGUCCAUCUUACCCAGCUGGCGGCUACAUCGAGUCCCCGUCCCCGGCCAUGGCCACACACAACUACUAUCCGUAUGAGGAGCAGAUUCAAGGCGGCUAUCCAAGGAACCGAAUGCGAGACUUCGGCUACGAGGUACCGGACUACAUGGCGUAUGAGCGAUACGCGGCUUAUGGAGCCGGAAGACCAAGAGCUCGCUACGGGGAAAUCCGCUGCAACGGCUAUUAGAUACGGUCCACCGAUAUCGAGCGGAUCACAAAUAGAUUAGGGUUAGUGUUGUUGUAGUCGUUGUCGUUCGAUAUUCUCUGUGUGUGCCUUUUUCGGUCAAAAUUAGGAAAUGUAUCCCCCUAAGAGUUGUUGUUGAGGGGGGCAUUGUUAGCAAUGAGUGCGGUCAAAAUUUAUCACAAGAAAUAUAGAAAACGUAGAAAAACCAAAGGAAACAAGAAGCCAAAAUAUUGUUAGCAACACCAUAUACAUGUACAUGAAUAUUUAAUUAAGUAGUUCAAGGUAUUUUAAAUCGAAUGUGUUUUAAAUCGAUCCAGAAUGUAAGCCGAAAUCUUGUCCCACUGUACAUAAGAAUGCAUUUCGUAUAUGUAACUCUAGGUUUAGUCAAACAUUUGGUAAUUGGAUCUAAAAGUUUUCAAGGCCUCCAGGAGUUCGGGAACAUUUGUUCUCAACUUCUACGUGAAAGUAAUUAACAUUCAAAAAUCGCAUAGAGAACCGUUUCCGAUUGGAAACCUUUGUUUUGAGGGUUCAAAAUUCGGAUAUCACCCCAAAAAUAAGUAAAGUAAAACAGAGCGAAAAAUCGUACAUAUAGCAAAUAGAUGUGCCAUUGAAAAAUAUAUUUAAUUGAAAACACCAUAAUUUAGGAAUUUAUGUACAAUACAAAUACAAAUUAAAGAUUAGCUACGGUAAUCUAAAGCCAGAUAGUUAAUGUUAAAGCAAUGCAGUUCAUUUUAGUCUAGGGCACUGACGCACACAUACACAAAAACACUCACACACGGAUACAUUUACACCCAUAUAGAGACACACUCGAACCACCGCACUAAUUUGUACUUGGAAAAAUUGAUUUGUUUUCUACCGAUUUACUAACAACUUAUUAAUUUUCUAAUCGAUUUCAUUGUUGUAUUAAGUGCCUUAAUUUACUUUAAUUGAUUUCCAAUAUCUGGCGUAAACAAAGAAACGUAACGAAUUUGUAUGAUUUACUUGUAGAGAAACAACCAAGUUCAGGUUUCAAAGGGGCCCAACAAAAUUUCAAAUGCAAAUCGAACAAAUCAAUGAAGAGAAAAACAACCGAACUACCAAAAACGGAAAUAAAAUCCAAACACAUCGAGCGACAUUCAAAAAUGUUUUAUAGUUAUUAAAGAAACUAGGUCAUAUGUAAA